Messenger RNA from Phialemonium atrogriseum, 1361 nucleotides. RefSeq lists its product as uncharacterized. The transcript has a single exon. NCBI's taxonomy places the organism in Eukaryota, Fungi, Ascomycota, Sordariomycetes, Cephalothecales, Cephalothecaceae. The record is from RefSeq and is a predicted model, not a curated record. Bases 127 to 1047 code for a protein of 306 amino acids.
CCUCGACUCCUUGAAGUGCUAUCUACAAUUCUGCCUCUUUUUCGGGUUUUUUUUUGGGCGGCUUCCUUAGCUUAUUGAAGCUCGAAGCUCGAAGCUCGAAUCUGCUUAAAGAAUCAAGAUGUAGCUAUGUCUCAACCAGCCAAAGGCAAAUCAACAGCACGCAAUCCCCCACCUUCACUCUUCCUGCACCCGUCGCCCGGCGCCUCCCAUGCCUCCCUCCCAGGCCUUCUCGGCACCCCGCCGACCUCCCACCCACAAGGUCCGGGACAACAAGCUGCAGCAGGACCGUCCCUGCAACGCAGCACCUCCUACCUCGCUGGCCGCGAUGCAGCGACGUUGACAUCGCCUAUAGAGCCCCUCCAGCCCGCCAGCAACAACCACCGCCGGCCCAAGUUCUCGCCGGGCGCCGCCGCACCCGGUCUCGGCCACCCGCUGCAGCUGUACAGGAGCGAGUCCACACGCGCGACCGAUAGGACGGACGCGCUGUGGGCGGAGAUGCAGGCGACGCUGGAGGAGGUGGAGCUGUCUGCGUCCGGGGGCACGCGGGUCUUCGGGCCGGAUCACGACCGGAAGCUGGGCGCGCUGCGCAUGGCCCAGAUCGCGCUCGCGCAGGCCUGGGCGCGGAGCGAGGCGGACGAGGCCAUCGAGACGAGGGGGGGCGGGAGUGCUGCCGGGAAUGCGAAGGCGUCGACGGCCGGGGCCGCCGAGUCCGGGGCCGAUGGGGGGAAGACUGACGGUGCCGCCGGGGUUGCUGAGGGCACCGCGAGGAGCACGGCAGGUACGGGGAGCGCGAGGCCCGCGAGCAGCGGGACGGGGGCUGGGGGACAGGCGAAGCUGGGCGCGAAGCUCGAGGAGGAGACGGACGCGGAUAUCCUUCUAGCGAGGAAGAGGAGGGAGGCGAACGAUCGGUAUUUCCAGCGGGUUAAUCAAGGCGUCCUUGAUGUGGUUGCGAAACUCGAGGAAGUGGCCGUGGCCAUGCGAGACGUUGAACAAGAAAGCAAGGAUAUCUGGGUUGAUGACAGUGUUCCUGGAAGCGCAAAGUCAUGACUGCCAUAUUCACAUUCCUGGCUAUGGCUGUGGCGUUUGGUCUUUACAGGGAGCAUAGGAGGGCGUUUCUAUUCCUAACUGGGUUACCUAUAAGUUGCACCUGAGUCCAGGGAGACAAGUGAGACAAAUGGUGACUCCUAUGGGUUUACCUGCCCACUCAUGCCACGGGCCUCGAUGCUUUACAGAUACUAAGGACCUAGAUAGUGCGCAUGCGUUGUAUUCCUCUUGCGGUUACACUGUUACUUUCUUUCGACAGAGUGUAAGUUGUAAUAACGGUCGCCACUGCCGGAUUAGCUAGGCAAGUUAAAAAGCGG